Oreochromis niloticus (Nile tilapia) is the source of this 2136-nucleotide messenger RNA. RefSeq names its product minichromosome maintenance complex binding protein (gene mcmbp). Gene Ontology annotation, molecular function: chromatin binding. The transcript is spliced from 16 exons. The record is from RefSeq and is a predicted model, not a curated record. Bases 139 to 2046 code for a protein of 635 amino acids. NCBI's taxonomy places the organism in Eukaryota, Metazoa, Chordata, Actinopteri, Cichliformes, Cichlidae. Gene Ontology annotation, biological process: DNA-templated DNA replication.
UCUGCGUCUUGUGACGCAAAUUUCCCGCCCUUCACUUCAGCGAUCCCGUGUAUGGGGAAAGUCAACAAACUGGUGUUUUCACUGUGAUUUUACUUUGAUAUAUUUUCUAAUCUCCGGACCUUUAUCACCAUCUAAGCCAUGCCUUCCACACAUGACUGGAUUAACGACCCCUUUGGUGUUGUUGAGGGGAUGUUUGCUGCUUCCCAGAGUGAUCCAAACUCUGGCUGGGAGGCGAGAGCCGUGGAGUUCUUCAAAGAUCGGCUGAAAGAGAAGGACGCUCACACCUUGGUCCCAUCUCUCAACGACAUCCCCAUGCAUUACCUGAAGCCCAACAGCCUCGUGAAAUUUCGCUGUUUCAUCCAAGACAUGUUUGAUCCAGAGUUCUACAUGGGAGUCUAUGAGACUGUCGAUCCAGCCACACAGGCUAAAACGUUGCGAUGUGGGAAGUAUAAAGACGUGACAGAAUGCGGGGUGGAUUUUAACUCUAAAAACACCGUGACUGCAGAACGACAGACUUUCUACUGUGUGCCAAUCCCUGGAGAAAACCCCUGGGUCAAAGAGAGGUAUGCCAACAGCAGCCAAGCAAGAGUGGUGCCUUCCACCUCGUACGUGCCAAGCAGACAGAAACGAAGCUACGAGGAAGACGACGACAUGGACGACAUGGACACGCAGCCACAGAAGCAGAGGGAAGCGCACGCUGGUCCUCAGAGUCCCACAGAACAUCACGGCAACGGCGACUGUAAGCGGCAGGAGACAGAAGCUCCUUCCAGCCAGACGACAUCUGCCUCCCACCUCGACCUCAACUUCCCCCUGCCGGGAGAGAAAGGCCCUUCCUGCCUAGUCAAGGUCUACAAGGACUGGGACAGCUUCAAACUGAACGACAUGCUUGAGGUCUACGGGAUCCUCUCCGUCAGUCCCGCUCUCAGCGCCUUAGCCGACGAGAAAGACGCCUCUUCAAGCCUGGUGGAUCCCACUGAGUGCAUGGAGACGGCGGAGGAGCAGAGGGUGCAUUGCCCGCCAGCCUCGCUCGUUCCACGCCUCCACAUGCUCUACGCCAAGCAGCUGCAGCACAACAACCCCCUGCUGCCCUCUGCCGCCACCUCGGAGGACAACAGUGCUUUUUUAGCUUCGACUCUGAGCGAGAUGCCCUCUGUCAGAGAAGAGCUGCUCGCAUACUUGACUCAUGUCCUCCUGGGUGAUGCUCUUGCAGCCGAGUACCUCAUUCUGCAUCUCAUUUCUAACGUGUACGUGAGACGGGACGUCCUCCCGCUGGGCAAGUUUACCUUGAACAUGAGUGGCUGUCCUACUGUUGCCUCAUACACUGAGCGCCUUUAUCAGAUCAUCCAGCAGCUUGUGCCUUCUUCACACUACCUGGGCAUGAGCCUCCAGAACAUGAACCAGAUGCGGUUGGUGCCUAAGAAGGACUAUGUGGCAAACCGGCUGGUGAGCGGCGCCCUGCAGCUGGCCAAAAACACUUCCCUCUACCUAGAUGAAACACAGCUGGAGCAGGGACAGCUGGAUACAACAGGUGUGCGUAACGUCACAGCCUUGGGGAACCUGAUCUCGUGGCAGAAGGUUGAUUAUGACUUUAACUACCAUCAGAUGGAAUUCCCCUGCAAUAUUAACGUGCUCAUCGCGUCAGAGGGCCGCUCGCUGCUGCCGUCUGACUGUCAGAUACACCUGCAGACUCAGGUCGCUCCAUCCCACCUGGAGGAGUAUCUCAGCACCAUGCACAUGCUUUCUCAGGCCUCAUCACAGCUCAACAAGUUCAGAAUCUACCUGAGUGUGGCUCGGCUGCUCGACUACAGUAUCUCAGAUGAAGUGACAAAGUCAGUUGAAGAUGACUUUGUAGACAUGAGGAAGGAUGACCCCCAGAGUAUAUCAGCCGAGGACCUGCACAGGAUGCUCGUUGUGGCGAGGUUGUUGUCUCUGAGCCAGGGUCAGACCUCGCUGUCCAGAGACAGCUGGCUCCGAGCCAAACACAUCGAGGCGCUGCGGAGGAGCCGGAUGGAGCAGCACAAGUGUGUCAACGGCAACGAGCCGUGAUCAGAGGCAAAUGACAUGACUUUUGUUUGCUAUUUUUCCCUAUUUGAUAUCUAAACAGUUUGUAAUAAAGAUGUUUUCAUUUGCCAUAUA